This is a messenger RNA of Knipowitschia caucasica, 705 nucleotides long. Lineage: Eukaryota; Metazoa; Chordata; Actinopteri; Gobiiformes; Gobiidae. The record is from the annotation of a GenBank genome assembly.
AUGAUACACCAACCGCACGCCCCCGAGCUCCAACGUGUGAGAGUCCUCACCAGCCUCCUCGACAAGCCAAAGCGAGAACCCCCCAUCCCACCCCAGUCUCGCCGGCCCAGUCCCCCUGCCAGUCCACACUCGCCCCAUGUCCACCCCAACGCGCCAGCUUCAAAUCGCAAACCCGAUCACCCAGCAACCACCCUCAGAGCCUCGCUCAACAGCCCCCCCAACUCACCGCCACCCCGAACCUCUCCGGCCCCUAUCCCUCAGCAAACCCAUCUCCCCGACACUCAACCCGUAAAACCGCGCCAUCGCACCCCCCUCCAUAACAGUCCCACCUCUCCGAUCCCACACACAACGCGACUCUCCUUCGUCCGUUCUUCAAAAAUCCACGCGCCGCCCAACCCUCAUUCCUACACGAUCUCCGCUUUCCUCAUCAUUAACCCGCUCGGCCCAACCCCCUCCAUCGGCGCGGUCGACACCACUCUCCCUCUGGUCUCUUCUCCCACUCCCAACCACCACCCCACUAACACGACCUCCCGACCGUACGCCGUCCAAACUCCGAACCCGAUACGCCUCACCCCGGCCCCCACCCGGCGCCCCGAUAGCGAGAACCCUGGCCCAGCGCCCCAGGAGAACCAAUCCCGUGGCAACCCACGGUACUCGCCCCUUUCCGCCCGCGCGCCCUCCAGCCACCCCCCCUCGCACCCAUGA